AUGUGGUUUAGAAAAGAUGACAAGCUAAGUGUCGAAGACACUAACUCCCUCAAUGAAAAAGUGCUCAACAAGAGAUCCAAUGAAGAGCAAGAAUUGUUCACUGACACAUCCAGUUACAACACCGACAAAGCUUCUAGCGUAGAUGGUCCAGGUUCUACCAAAAGAACUUUGUAUAAUAGACAUUUACAACUCAUAGCAAUUGGUGGUUCUAUUGGAACCGGUUUAUUUGUCACCAUUGGUACUACCGGUUUGGUUAAUGGUGGUCCGCUAGGCCUUUUAAUGUCAUAUUGCAUAUCUACAAUGUUGGUUCUUUUGUUAACUACUGCUAUUGGAGAAAUGGUGCUGUACAUGCCAGUAGAUUCCCCUUUUUUGAACAUGGCUGGUCGUGUCAUCGACCCAGCUUUCGAAGCUGCAGCUUCAGUUAAUUUUUGGUUAAUGCAAAGUCUUUAUAUCCCCACAGAAAUCACUGCUGUGAAUACUAUAAUCCAUUUUUGGCGUGAUGAUUACUCACCUGCAAUCACUUUUGUUAUUCAAAUUGUCAUUUACGCCAUUAUCAAUAUGUACGCAGUUCGUGUGUUUGGUGAAUGUGAGUUUUGGUUUUCAUUGGCAAAAUUGACCCUUUGUGUUGGGUUGUUGUUCUUCACAUUGAUUACCAUGUGUGGGGGAAAUCCUCAACAUGAUGCAUUUGGCUUUAGAAAUUGGAAUGUUGCUGGUGGACCUAUAGGAAUGAAGUAUGCAACGGGGAGCUUGGGUAGAUUUCAAGGCUUUUUGGCUUCACUUAGAUUAUCAAGUUCUUUCACCUGUGUUGGUAGUGAAUACGUUAGUAUGACUGCUGGUGAGUGUGUCAAUCCUAGAGUCAACAUGGCCAUUGCUUUCAGAACUGUGUUGUACCGAUUGGUGUUUUUUUACGUUGGUGGAGCAUUAUCGGUUUCAAUCUUGAUUGCAUACAAUGAUCCGAAAUAUGUUGCAUUAACAUCAGCAAGCUCUAAUGGUGCUUCUUCGCCAUAUGUUGUCGCCAUGCAAAAUUUAGGAAUUCUGGCUCUACCGCACAUUGUCAAUGCAGUUAUUGUAACAGCAGCAUUCUCUGCCGGUUGCUCAUACACUUAUACAUCAUCAAGAUGUUUAUACAAUUUGGCCAAAAAGGGCUUUGUUCCUAAAUUCUUCAGAAUUUGUACCAAGAAAGGUAUUCCUAUUUAUUGUGUCCUUGUUUCAUGUUGUUUUGCGUUAUUGUCAUUAUUACAAUUAGGUAAAUCUGGAAGUGUUGCAUUAAAUUAUAUGUUCAAUUUGGUUACUGGUGCCCAAAUUCUCAAUUAUGGAUUCAUGGGUAUUAUUUAUAUUGCAUUUUACCACGCCGUCAAAGCACAAGGAAUUGAUCGUACAAAGUUCACUUAUAGAUCGUGGUUCCAACCAUACUCCAUUUAUUUUGCUACAUUCUUGUAUUGGUGUAUUAUUGGAUGUUUGGGAUACCAAGUGUUUUUGCCAGGAAUGUGGGCAGUUGAUGAUUUCUUGUUUAGUUAUGUUAUGAUCUUUGUUUCCUUGGCAGUUUACAUUGUUUGGAAAGUUGUAAAGAGGACAAAGUUUAUUAAGCCAAUUGAUGCUGAUUUGACAACAGGUCUUGAUGAAAUUGAAGCCCAUGAAGCUGAAUUUUAUGCACAAAUGGAACAAAGUAGUCAAGAUGAAAAGAAGAGCAGGUGGAAAGGCUAUUUGAACUGGAUAUUCUAA
Lodderomyces orthopsilosis Co 90-125 is the source of this 1722-nucleotide messenger RNA. It is a transcript of the gene AGP2, whose product is annotated as Agp2p. The transcript has a single exon. Gene Ontology annotation, cellular component: membrane. The record is from RefSeq and is a predicted model, not a curated record. Gene Ontology annotation, biological process: amino acid transmembrane transport. Bases 1 to 1722 code for a protein of 573 amino acids. Lineage: Eukaryota; Fungi; Ascomycota; Pichiomycetes; Serinales; Debaryomycetaceae. Gene Ontology annotation, molecular function: amino acid transmembrane transporter activity.